AUUUAUUUCACCAACAGGUUAGACAGAAGGCAAGCUGAGAGAUCCACAUUGAUGGGGUUUCUCUGUACAUCCGUCCUCUACACAACUGUACAAGCGUGUGUGUGUGUGUAGGCCCGGGACAGGACGCCUCUCUGUCGGAGGCUCCAGCAGGCUAAAGGCUAAAGCAGCUCAGAGGCUGUAAUCCCCGUAUGAGACCAUCAUGGCUGCCACUCGCUGAGCUGUCAAGCUCUCCACAAAAGAAAAGAAACCUGAAGAAUGGAUUACAAACGGCGUGUUAACAAGAAGAAUAGGGAUUGGCACAAACGGCUCCACCUCAGGAAGACUGCCGUUCAGCCCCCGACUAUGCAAAGUGAAGAUAAGCGUGGACCAAAGAAGAUAGCAGGGGAGCGGGGGCAAAGCACAACGUGGCCUUCAUCAAAGAAGCCCCCCCAGGAAGCACAACAGAGGACAAACGACAACGGAAAUACACUCAGGUUCACGUGCUCUCAAUGCGGGGACAAUGUGGAAUAUGUUCCCAAAGACUUGGUGAGACAUUUUGAGGAGAAACACAGAGGGAGCCCCCCAGUGUUUCCCUGCCAUAUGUGUAGUUAUAGCACACAUGAGUUCUCCUACCUACAGGUUCAUCUGCUAAGCCACAAGGACACUUUUUCUAGCUGCAACAUUUGUAAUGACAAUGUUCAACGCACGUGGCCUGAGUUUAGUGCACACCUGACUCUGUGCCACUGCCAAAACGGCAAAUUUUUAUGUGCAACAUGUCAGAAGUUUUCAACAGGUGACGUUAAAGUGUUUUUAGAGCACAUGUAUGCUCAUAAUUUGAGCCUGGAAGGAGCUGAUGAAGAUCUGUUGCUGCACAAAAAGGAUAAGAAUAAAGCGUUGUGCUGUCACCACUGCGGCUACAAGGCAUCUCACAAAUGGCUGAUUACUAAGCACAUCAAAGCUGUCCAUGUCUGCCAGAAUGGUAAUCAGAGGAGGGAGGAGAAGGAGGCUCAUUCCAUAGCAAUGAAACCAAAUGACCCCCCAAUCCCAAAAAUGAAGCCGAGACUAACAAGAAGUGCAGUUAGAGAAAUGUGCUGGCUGACAGAGGACUGCCUCGCUUUGCCCGGGAAAGAAUUCCUGGAUAAAUACUGCCAUCUGUCAGAUCCUCAGACAACUCUGGAGGAGACUCAGCAGUUUCUCAUGAAAUCUGUUGCUGGGGAAACCGGUGACCAGAGGUGGACCAAGGCCCUUAAAAACGUUUUGUCAAACGUCCCUCAAGACAUGAAUCUUCACUCAAAGUCAGAGAACGGCAUCGUGUCCAACUCAUCCGAUCUCACCGUCCUUACAGUCAAGAACAAGAUUACUGUCGCCCAGAAUGGUGCUAAAUAUUCCAAGAGGUUAAAAUUAAUGCCAUCAUCAGAGAAGGAAACUGUUCCCCUCGAAAGUGCUGCUGAUGAUGCUCAUUGUGUGGUUGACCAGAAUGGAUGUCAGUCAGAUUUAAAUGAUAGCACACUUGAAACCAAACAAGAUAUUUACAACGUUUCAAUGCCAGACCAGAAUGAGCCAUUCAAGUGCACACAAAUGCAGGAAAAUAGAGAGAAUCAGGAAGUAAAGAUGGAUCAGAACAAAGUGGAACACAUAAAGAAACAAGAGGAGACUAUGCAUGAUGAAGAUGGGAAUAAUAUCUCCAACAAGCUUGUCGAGCAGACGCCUGUUCAUAAAGUUGUACCAAUAAAUACAAAACGAAAAAGAAGACGAAGAAGAAAGACCAGGAGUAAAAAAAUGGAUACAAAAUCAGCAGCACUGGCCUUGAAGAUUGUGCUGAAGAAGAAUCCGGUGAAGGAGAAGCAGUGGGUGUCACAGAGCUCUCUGUCUCCAUCAGCAGGAAGUCAGACAGAUCAUGACCUGCCAAGCCCUCAUGCAUCACCUGAGGGGAAAACAAUGCUGCUACCAGAGGUGCACCUGAAGAAAUGGACCAAAACUCCCAAGCCUGACCCAUCUGAAGCUGUCAUUUCAACAUCAGGGUCAAAGCUAGACGAAAAGCCAACCCCAGUUUAUGUUGGAAAGCCCAUGGGGUCUAAAAGUAUGGACAGAAAUGGCCACAUUGAGUGUGACAGCCUAAAGCAUGAGGUAAUGCAAGAUGAUGCAGAGAAGUCAGUGGAAACAGAAGUGGACAGGAGCUGUUCAGCCGACAGGACAGCUCCAUCAGAGAGGAGGGCUGCAGAUCUGUGCUGUGAGAGCGUCCAAACAUCCAGGGAUGGCAUGGAGAGCCAUGUGUCUGGUGAUAAAGCCAGUUCUGCCACCGAUGGAGCGACUUCUCAGAGGAGCUACAACAAGUCUUCCCCUGAAUCCCAGCCUGCCAUUACACCACAGGGUGUGUUAAUCUCUGAAGAUGUAAGUGCUGCUCUCAUUUCUGAGCAGACUGUCAAGGGUGUGAUAGACAAAGAUGUGCCUGCAGACUCCUGCCCACGCGAGUCCUCCCCGGCCUCUCAGUGCAUGUGGCAGCAGGCCCCUAAAACCCUGGAGAGGACCUUGAAGUUAGUAGCCAUAAAUCCCUCUCAGCUGGUGAAGCGUCCAACGGGAGACCAACCAGUCGUGGUGCUAAACCAUCCAGAUGCUGACAUCCCUGAGGUAGCCAGAAUCAUGGAGGUCAUCAACAGGUACAGAGGAGAGGUGCAGAAGGUGGUGCUGUCUCGGAGGACCGCGAAUGCUCUCUCAGGUGUCAAUGGAGAAGUUACCGAGACGGAUGCCCGGCAGGAUCCUGCAGAGCUCGGUAAAAACUCUGUACAGGAGAGGUUUUUGUUAAAGAUGAGAUUCCGCAGGUUGAGCAGGAAAAAGUACGAGGUGGUCGACGCUGUGUCACCCAGCAGGGACACGGGGACAAAGUUCAGCUGCUGGUUUUGCGGCAGGGUGUUUGCAUGUCAGGACACAUGGAUGGUCCAUCGGCAGCGGCAUCUCAUGGAGUGGAAACGGCCAAACUGUGAAAACUCUUAAAAAACGUCGCACACACUGGAUGGAAAAGUCUGGAAAGUUUGCAAUACAACACAAUAGUUGAAACCGUGUUCGCCAGUCUUCUUAGUUUUUUAAAGUCUUAAUUCUGAUCAGUUGGUUUAGAGGAGGAUCAGAUCAUCUUCACAUUCUCAGGGUCAACAUUUACCUGUUGUCUCUCCCCCCGUUUCAGUAGCUUCGUACAUACUCUUUGUAAGUCAUGAUCAUUUGUAAAAGGACGUGCUGUCAAUAAUUCAGUUCUUUGUAUAGUUUAUAUUUUGUCAAUGCAAUAGCUUUAUUUAAGGUGAUUUCAGUACACUGUCGUAAGGAAUCUUUUAUAGAACACUGUAAUUUGUAUAUUUGCCAUACCACCUAUGAAUCAGUUAAUGUACGGGUAGGCUCUACAGUGUGGUAGCUAUCAUAUUUAUGUUUGUGGAAUGGGAAGCAGAGACCCACAAGUUACUCAGAUAUACCAAAACUGUGUGUUUAUAAAGAAAAACAGACAAUAAGCUGUUUUAUUCAACAUUUAUUUAUAACUUGUAGGGUUUAGCCUUUAUAUGCUUGUGUGUUUUUGGGCCCUCAGAAGAAUCAGCUUAUGUAAGAUGUUUUUUUUAAACUCCAAAAAAAAAAGUCCAAAUAUAGUUUUAAUAAUCCUUCAUUUAGAAAAGUCAACCUGUGUUUUGUGAUUUCGAUGAAGUACAAGCAGAAUCUUUUCUUUUUAAAUCGGGAUGCAAGAAGCCUAGAUGAUCUGAUUAUUUCUCUCUCAGUUAAUUUCCUCUUUUUUUUUUGACUUGAACUGAUAAUCGUAUCUUUUAAUUGCACUAUGACAUGAGGGUUAAUAUUUCCCGUUACCUCACAUUAUCAGGCCGAAGCCUUUGACAAUCUCAGCCAGAGUCCUGCUGUGGCUCAACAUUUCCUCAGUCCCUCAGUAUUCCCAGCAGGGGGGGACGGUGGCUCCUGUGUGCAUGUUAGUGGACGAACGUCCUGCAUCCUUGUUCUUGAGGGGAACACUUCACUGUGUAUAUAUACCUUUUUAAAUUCACAUAGAUUUAUAAUUGUAUAUAGUCCAGAUAGAGGUACUGUAAACUAUGACCAGAUAAUUUUCACUAAGUGCCUAGGACUCUCUGUUAUGCAACAAAAUGUGCAUGAGUAUGAUAGCAUUACGUGUUUACCAGAAAGAUAAUGAACCAGUCUGUCAGUUCCUGGUGGCAUUUUGUGAUGACUGAACAUGUGACUUGUACAACUCAAGAGUUUUAUUAAAAACAAAAUAUACAAACUUG
Notolabrus celidotus (New Zealand spotty) is the source of this 4244-nucleotide messenger RNA. Its product is annotated as zinc finger protein 518A. The record is from RefSeq and is a predicted model, not a curated record. The transcript has 4 exons. Lineage: Eukaryota; Metazoa; Chordata; Actinopteri; Labriformes; Labridae. Bases 256 to 2970 code for a protein of 904 amino acids.